AGAUUAUGCGGAAAUGGCAGUGAGUGGUCUCUUGUUCAGAUUUUCCUCCGCCGCGUCGCUUCACUCUCAUUCACAGGAGACUGGCCCAGCCAACCACAAGUGAAACGUCUAGUGCACCAUGGCAGAGCAGGACCUCACACCGGAGCAGCUGAAAGAGAUCGCCGCGGCCAACGAGGAGAAAGAAUCGGACAUAAACUACAAACCUCCUGCACAGAAGAGCUUACAGGAGAUCCAGGAGCUGGACAAAGAUGACGAGAGCCUGCGGAAGUACAAGGAGGCGCUGCUGGGCAAGGCUGCCGUGGUCGCAGAUCCCACUGCACCAAAUGUCCAGGUGACACGGAUGACGCUGAUGUGUGAAAAUGCACCCGCUCCCUUGAUCCUUGACCUGCAGGGAGACCUGGAGAACUUCAAGAAGCACCCAUUCACACUGAAGGAGGGAGUUGAGUACAGAAUAAAGAUCAACUUCAAGGUGAACAAAGAGAUCGUUUCAGGUCUGAGAUACAAUCAGCAAACAUUCAGGAAAGGAGUCAAAGUGGAUAAGUCGGACUACAUGGUGGGAAGCUACGGCCCGAGACCGGACGAGGAAUACGAGUUCCUCACCACCCUGGAGGAAGCCCCCAAAGGGAUGCUGGCCCGCGGCACUUACAACAUCAAGUCCAAGUUCACAGACGACGACAAGUACGACCAUCUCUCCUGGGAGUGGAGCCUCGCUAUCAAGAAGGACUGGAAAGACUGAUUUUUUUCCCGCUGCGUC
Molecule: messenger RNA, 754 nt
Organism: Poecilia latipinna (sailfin molly)
Lineage: Eukaryota; Metazoa; Chordata; Actinopteri; Cyprinodontiformes; Poeciliidae
Gene: arhgdia
Product: Rho GDP dissociation inhibitor (GDI) alpha
Exons: 6
Coding region: 119-736 (205 amino acids)
Biological process (GO): Rho protein signal transduction
Cellular component (GO): membrane; cytoplasm; cytosol
Molecular function (GO): protein binding; Rho GDP-dissociation inhibitor activity
Source: RefSeq, a predicted model, not a curated record